AUGGAUAUAUGGAUGGUCGACUUCGAUAAAUAUGACGGUGGGAAUGAGGACGAAUGCGAGGCAAGAAAGAGACCCACUAAGUUUGAUAUGGGCGAAGAAAGGUUGGAGGACGGGAAGCAAAAUGAAGAAAAAGAGGACCACCAAGCGGAGCAGGAUCCAGGAGACCUCGAUAUGGCGAAGGGGUAA
Molecule: messenger RNA, 186 nt
Organism: Penicillium antarcticum
Lineage: Eukaryota; Fungi; Ascomycota; Eurotiomycetes; Eurotiales; Aspergillaceae
Exons: 2
Coding region: 1-186 (61 amino acids)
Source: RefSeq, a predicted model, not a curated record